Molecule: messenger RNA, 1104 nt
Organism: Cantharellus anzutake
Lineage: Eukaryota; Fungi; Basidiomycota; Agaricomycetes; Cantharellales; Hydnaceae
Exons: 5
Coding region: 1-1104 (367 amino acids)
Source: RefSeq, a predicted model, not a curated record
AUGGCUUCACAGCGGAACCGGGUCAAAAGGAAUGGCCGUUCUCGUAAUCAAAAAGCUGCAUCAAUUGUCGACGAAUUCAUCACAGCAAAGCUUACACCAAGAAAACACAAGAUCUUGCAGACAGCCCCUAUCAGCGCGUCAGGAUCCGAGAAAGCUUGUAGAAAAUUGCUUGCAGAUGCUGGAAUAGCGAAGGUUGCAGAAAAUAGGAGGGAAAGGCAGAUAAAGGAACUCAAAUACACCGCUAGAAUCGAGGCAUUAAAGCACUCCAUACUUGCCACGAACAGAUCAUUCCGUGAUAGGGAAGGGGUUAGCAUAUCUGAAUAUCAAUACAAUGGACAUCUGGGAGAUGGAUGCUCAUGUGCCGAUCUCCCAGUGGGCUGGAAACGAGAUGUUCUCAGUAUCUGUCAGUCUACCAGACAGUGCCUGAAAGAUAGUAUUGUCAUAAAAUCACGCAAGACGAAAUUCCUCUAUCCUCAGGCACCGAAGCCCAUCUUUGCAGUCCACUUCAAAUCUUUCUUUGAGCCGCUGCCUCUUUGUGAUGGUGUUCUACACAUCAGUCAACACAUGAGUCCGGAAUUAGUUCAUCACCGCUGGCAAGGUACCUCAGAGGUGGAUGCGCCUUUGUGGGUUUCUGAGGGUUGGUGGAUCUUAGCAAACGACGGUGCUGGGUCUCACAAGGAGAUGGUCAAUUUUGAGGUCGUUCCGCAUGCAAUUGGACUCCGUAUGGCACGCGAAAGUUCUGAAUAUGGCGGGUACCCCAUCGGAGGUUGGGCAACUAUAUCUUACAACAUACUGAUGGACGGCUUGAUUCAAGCUCUCCAAGACUAUCUUACCAAGUACCUUACAGCCGUGCAGACUAACCCUGCCUACUGCCUUCAAGUCGACCUCCCUAGGGACCAGCACGUCCCUGUCUCAGAUCCCUCAGGCCCGUGGGACAAUCUCGAAAUGAUGCUAUUGGGCUCACGCAUGGCAUGUCUGGAUCCUGAGCAUGAUGUACUGAGCGAUGCUGGAGCAUUCAUCAAGGGGAUGAGCCUUAGUUUAAAGUUUGAGGCGAUGUUUUCAAGUGCUUGCGCAUCUCUACCUGGUCCAUCUCGAGCACAUUAG